This is a messenger RNA of Arvicola amphibius (Eurasian water vole), 465 nucleotides long. Its product is annotated as ubiquitin-conjugating enzyme E2 L3-like. The coding region runs from base 1 to 465 and encodes 154 amino acids. Gene Ontology annotation, biological process: ubiquitin-dependent protein catabolic process; protein polyubiquitination. The transcript has a single exon. Lineage: Eukaryota; Metazoa; Chordata; Mammalia; Rodentia; Cricetidae. The record is from RefSeq and is a predicted model, not a curated record. Gene Ontology annotation, cellular component: nucleus. Gene Ontology annotation, molecular function: ubiquitin conjugating enzyme activity.
AUGGCGGCCAGCAGGAGACUGAUGAAGGAGCUUGAAGAGAUCCGCAAAUGUGGAAUGAAAAACUUCCGUAAUAUCCAGGUUGAUGAAGCUAAUUUAUUGACUUGGCAAGGGCUUAUUGUUCCUGACAACCCUCCAUAUGACAAGGGGGCCUUCAGAAUUGAAAUCAACUUUCCAGCAGAGUAUCCAUUUAAACCACCCAAGAUCACAUUUAAAACCAAGAUCUACCACCCUAACAUUGAUGAGAAGGGGCAGGUCUGUCUGCCGGUAAUUAGUGCUGAAAACUGGAAGUCAGCCACCAAAACGGAUCAAGUAAUCCAGUCCCUCAUAGCACUGGUGAACGACCCCCAGCCUGAGCACCCACUCCGGGCUGACCUAGCUGAAGAAUACUCUAAGGACCGUAAAAAAUUCUGUAAUAAUGCUGAAGAGUUCACAAAGAAAUAUGGGGAAGAGCGACCUGUGGACUAA